AUGACGAUGAUGAACACCUCCCGCAGUCUCGCGGCCGCGCUGUUGGUCUGCGCUCUCUUGCUCUCCUCGACCGUCGGCUCCGCCACCGCCAAAAAGGUCGCCCUCGUCUAUGACGUCGAGUACGUGGACAUCAGCGAAUCUGAGGAUCGCAGCGAGUGGGGCGAGGCCAGCAACUUGCGCGCCUUUUUGGAGUCCCUGAACUACAGCCCCUACCUCGUCACCCAGUCCGACAACGAGGGCAGCUGGACCACCGCCCUCGCCCAGGCCAGGACCCUCAUCUUCGCCGAGGGCGCCAGCACAGUCCCCGACGAUUCCGUCGAGCCCCUCCGCGCCUGGGUGCGCAGCGGCGGCGUGGCCGUGUUCUGCGAGGACACCAACAGCGUGGCCCAGCAACUCACUGAACUCGAACUGUCCAACGUGGCCGUCGCAGUGCCCAUCGAGAGAGGAGGAGGAGGAGGAUCCUGGUCCAAGUCGGCCGCUGGGGCGGCCUCGUCUCUCUUUGCCAACGGACCGGCCCAGGUGGGGGAGCUCGACUCGACCAGCACGUGGUACCUGGACAACGACCUGCCCGCCGAGCAGGCCAGCCUCAAGUGCAUGUACGGCGAGACCGCCAGCUGCGCCGUGUGGGUCUACACGCAGGGCUCGGGCAAGUUCAUCGGCGUGGGGCCGGACUUCUACGACUUUGGCUAUGACGGCGGCCAGGACGGCGGCUGGGUAUCGGUGAUGACCACCAUCGUCGGCCACGGCUCGUCGGCCUCGCAGCUCGCCAGCUGGGUCAGCUGGGUCGCCGCCCUCUAUUGA
Acanthamoeba castellanii str. Neff is the source of this 801-nucleotide messenger RNA. RefSeq lists its product as uncharacterized. Lineage: Eukaryota; Discosea; Longamoebia; Acanthamoebidae. Bases 1 to 801 code for a protein of 266 amino acids. The transcript has a single exon. The record is from RefSeq and is a predicted model, not a curated record.